Cyclospora cayetanensis is the source of this 1698-nucleotide messenger RNA. RefSeq names its product ubiquitin carboxyl-terminal hydrolase MINDY-2. Gene Ontology annotation, molecular function: cysteine-type deubiquitinase activity; K48-linked deubiquitinase activity; cysteine-type carboxypeptidase activity. The record is from RefSeq and is a predicted model, not a curated record. The annotation marks the transcript as partial. Gene Ontology annotation, biological process: protein K48-linked deubiquitination. The transcript has 8 exons. Gene Ontology annotation, cellular component: cytosol; cell periphery. Lineage: Eukaryota; Apicomplexa; Conoidasida; Eucoccidiorida; Eimeriidae.
AUGCAGGUGUCGGGGGGCCUUUUCGUUCAGUGUAUACAACAGGCUUCAGUGUAUACAAUAGGCUCUGGCGGCUGUAGGCCAAGCGUUACAGCUAGCUCCCCUAGGGGGAACGUUCUAGGGUUCGAGGCGCAAUGUGCUGCAAAGGGCAGCGCUGCAGCUCAGAGUUCAGAGGUUUCGCUUCUGACGUUUUCGACGCGCUGUCGUGACACUCCAACGGCGGCACUAGCAGCAGCGGGGGUCGCUAAUCCUGCCGUGCUGGGCUAUGCGCCUCAGCUACACACAGCCGAAGCUGCACCUUCUCAGCAGCGGCAGCAGCAACAAGAACCACAGCGAAAGCAGCAGCAUCCCCGCGAAGAGGAGCGGCAACAGCUGCUGCUCUUGCAGCCAGAAGAGAAGCACCAGUCCUUGAGCGCAACAAAAGGUCCCCCCGCACACACUGCGGGAGAAGCUUCACAGGCAGUGUCGCAGACAGAAGCAGCGGCAGCAGGCACCCCUCCGCAAGCCCCCUUUGGAGCCGAAGAAGGAGCAGUGCAGACUGCAACUACAGAAAUGCCUCCUCCUGUUCGAAGUGGAGCAAGCCAAGAUGCAGCAUCAGACGCUGCGGCAGCAGCAGAAGCUGCAGCGCGCGCUGCAAACGGAGGAGGCUCUGCAGCGGCAGAAGGGGUACAUGUUGCAGGCACACAAGCGGCGUCAGAAGUCGAAGGAUUGGAAAGACUUGCACCAUCGUUGCCUCCAGCAGCAACAGACAAAGCGAAGACGGCCAUAGGACGGCGCGCGGGAGAAGCAGAAGCAGAACCAUCGGCUGCGUUCUCAACCCCUCAGCUGCGCGUAUGUUCACAUGGCUGCGCAAAGUCGCCAGUCAGAAACAGUCUCGGGAAAGAAAUCUCCGAAUGUUUCCCGUGCGAGGCGUCAACAGGGCACCUUUCUUCUCAUCCAGCAGCCGUGGAGGCAGCCAUGCAAGCCGCGCAAGCGGCUUCCGUCGCGCCAGCAGAAGAGGCUGAAGAAGAAGCGGAGUGGUUCCUUCUGAAGUCGAUCAAGGUGUUUGGAGGCGUUCAGCAUAUUUUGCUGCAGAGUCGCAACGGCGCUUGCCCCCUUCUUGCCAUAGCCAACGCAUUGAUCCUCAAGGGGAAAUUACAAUUGCCUCAUCGGCAACAAGACAAGCGGCAGCAACAGGAUGACGAGGCUGAGGAGCUGCAGCGCAUCAGCAGCAGCGAGCUCUUGCAGUAUCUGUCUGAGUUUCUCUUGCUUCAGCAUGCUGAGUGCACACAAGAUCCAGAAGCUCUCGCUUUCACGAUCAACGAUGCAAUGGAUUUGUUGCCCUCGCUGCUGCAAGGACUGGAUCUGAACGUCCACUUCAGCGCCAUUGAUGCCUUCGAGUUCACGCGGGCUGUUUCGCUUUUUGAUGCCUUCGGCUUGCGACUGCUUCACGGCUGGAGACCUCUUCGAGACAAGGCACAUCGUCGGAAAGCGGAGGCGUCUGCAGUUGUGGGUGCGUCGUCUGCUGUUGAGGCUGCGUGUGGAGCUGAGGCAGCUCCCGCUUCUCUUGGAAACGUUCCCGCUGAGACAGCAGCAACAGCAGCAGCAACAGCAGCAGCAGCAACAGCAGCAGCAGCAGCAGCAGCAGCAACAACAACAACAGCGCUUCUUGUGGGGACCAACAGCAGCAGCAACAGCAGCAGCAACAGCAGCAGGAGAGGG